Molecule: messenger RNA, 1971 nt
Organism: Strongylocentrotus purpuratus (purple sea urchin)
Lineage: Eukaryota; Metazoa; Echinodermata; Echinoidea; Camarodonta; Strongylocentrotidae
Exons: 7
Coding region: 124-1647 (507 amino acids)
Molecular function (GO): 2-oxoglutarate-dependent dioxygenase activity
Source: RefSeq, a predicted model, not a curated record
ACGGGACUCACUCCGCUCCACGCACGUACACCUGUUGGCUCUUCUAAAACAAAACUGCUGUUUCAUGCACUGCUAAUACAUGAUUAUUAAAGAGUUGGACACAGAACUUGACAGAAGGUCAAGAUGAUCCUUGUUGCUCUCCACCUUCUUCAGCUGAUAGCUGUAACCCUUGGAGGAGAAGACAUUCCUGAAGGUCACUUAAAACCCUUUGGUCAUCAUCGACCACCAGACGUGAUCAUCGAUGAGCUCUACGACCUCCCAGACCCGCAGACCUUCUGGGACGAGUAUGUCUCUUUGGAAAAAGCCGCCAUCUUUCGAGGAGCUGCCGCUCGUAGUCCUGGCUUCACCCUGUGGACUGAGGAAUACCUGAGUGAAGCGUAUGGAGACCUUGAGGUUAGACUGGAAGGCAAGCAUGAGAGAAACAGUGGUAUUCCCGUCGGAGAGAAAGGCCUGGGUCGGGAUACUCUACGUAGCUUUCUCAAGACAUUCCGCGACCAGGACACCUACAUCGUCUCCGAGCUGCCGGAGCCAAUGUACAAAGACUUCUACAUCCCUCCGAGCAUCUCAUGCGGGAACAUGCGCAACCGCCUUGUCGAGAUUGACCUAUGGAUGAGCUCCGGAAACACACACAGUAUCGUCCACAAGGAUGCCUUCAACGCUGUCAACUGCUUGAUGAAGGGCACCAAGUACUGGAAGCUGAUCGAGUACAAGUACGAGAAGUGGCUCUACAAGACAUGGGAACCUAAGAGGGAGAUAGGAGGCAACUCACAGGUCGACCCACACAGCAUCGAUCUGCUUAAGUAUCCUGAUGUCGCCAAAGUCAGAUGGUCCAACAUCACAAUCAAUGCAGGAGAUUGCCUGUUCCUACCAAAAUCGUAUUACCACCAGGUAUCAUCGGCAGGCGACCCCAACAUGGCGGUAUCCAUUCUCUUCUCCAGGAUCACGCAGUUCGACGAUACAGGAUGCAAUGAGACUGAUAUUGACUUUACCCCUCUGAGCGAGGUGGACGUUUUAUGGAGCUGGCCCGGGCAUGGUAUCAUGAGUAUGGGCAACUUAGAUGUCUGGUUUUUAAAAGCUAACUACAUUGACUUUGCAACGGAGCAUGGACAAAUGACAGAAGAGGACAUAAGGAAAGACGUGGUCACAGCUUUCCCUGAAAUGGAGAAAGAGGAGCUCAGUCAGUUUGUGAGCAAGGCAUGGAGAGUACUAGACAAAUCAGGAAAGGGUUUUUUAACGACUGAUGAUAUUAAUGAUCUGGACAUCGACUCAUGGAGAGAACAUGUCAUUAGUAUGUUUGAAAAUGAGCCCUCUAAUACUGAGGAAUUUGAGUACUUUAUGAUUGAGGCGGGAUCAAUUGAAUUUAGAAACAUUCUUGAGCGUCUAAUGGAUGCCUAUCCUGAUCAGAUAACGAGGGGUGUGUUUGUCGAGCACUACACUACUCACCUGGGAGGUACAGAGGGAUAUGCAAAUGAGAUAUUUGAUGGUUUGGCAGGUGAAUCCAGGGAUACAGCCACUCCACAGCAGAUCAAAGCCAACAUGGACUCUGCGCUGAAGAAGUGGCAAGAGAACGAGGCUGAUGAAUUGUCGCCUGAGAUCGAUGACACCUUUGAAAUGAAAGAUGUUCAUUUUCUCAGAGAGGAACUCUAACAAAGCAUCUAUCCUUUUUUGUUGACUCUGACAAUAUUUGUUUCUGGGUACAUGUACUAUAGUAUUCUGUUAUUUGCAGUUUUGCUUCCUGAAGCCUAGUUUUGUCUACAUAUACCAUGUGAGUCAAACAAAAGUUUACACCUAGAAAAUUGCUUAUUAUUUUUUAAAUCAUCUAUGCACAGUAAAUUAUUAUACAUCUCAUGAAAGAGAGUUUUAUCCCAAAUGAUUUGGUAUCAUUUUUGUGUGGUAUGUGUUCACGCUUGGAUGAACAAGAGGCAUUGUUUGCGAGAGUGCAAAAUCGAAUUGUGCCAAAGUGAUGCCUAC